Messenger RNA from Penicillium argentinense, 1536 nucleotides. Its product is annotated as sugar transporter-like protein. Lineage: Eukaryota; Fungi; Ascomycota; Eurotiomycetes; Eurotiales; Aspergillaceae. The record is from RefSeq and is a predicted model, not a curated record. Gene Ontology annotation, cellular component: membrane. Gene Ontology annotation, biological process: carbohydrate transport; transmembrane transport. The coding region runs from base 1 to 1536 and encodes 511 amino acids. Gene Ontology annotation, molecular function: carbohydrate:proton symporter activity. The transcript has 9 exons.
AUGGUCAAGCUGGAUAUAUAUGGCCGAGGUCGGCCGCUGAGGAUGGCGAUUAUGUUUACAUGUCAAUUGGCAUUCAUUUUCUUCGGCUACGACCAGGGCGUGUUCUCGGGCAUUGUGGGCAACGAGGACUUCUUGAAUGUGGUGAAAAAUCCCAGCGCGGGUAUACUAGGGAUUAUCGUUUCAAUCUAUAACCUAGGUUGUUUCAGUGGCACUAUUGUCUCCUUUAUGACGACUGAUCGACUUGGUCCGCGGAAAUCGAUGUGGUUCGCAAUGGGCUGGAUCAUUGUCGGUGCGACCUUACAGACAACCGCUUUCUCAAGGGCCCAGCUGCUCGUGGCGCGUUUCGUGACUGGUAUUGGGACCGGCAUCGAGACGACCACAGUGCCGGUGUACCAGUCCGAGCUGUGCGAGGCCAAGAAACGUGGAAAGUACGUCUGCAGCGAGCCGCUGUUUGUCGGAGUGGGUAUAGUGAUUGCAUACUGGUUCGACUAUGGAAUGAGUUAUGUUGAUGGGCCAAUCAACUGGCGUCUGCCUAUCGCAUGUCAGAUGAUUUUUGCCAUUAUGGUUAUUCUUCUGGUGUUCGGAUUGCCCGAAAGCCCACGUUGGUUAUACCGACACAACAGGAACGAAGAAGCGCUACAGGUUCUUUGCGACGUCUAUGAUAUGGGACACGACAACCCGAAGGUUGUUUCCGAGUCCGAGGGUAUCCUGGAAGCAAUUCAGUUGGAGACUCUACAUGGCGAAUACAAGUGGUCACAGAUCUUGAAGCGUGACGAAGUCCAAACCGGAAAGCGGGUGCUGCUGGCCUAUGGAAUGCAGUUCAUGAACCAGAUGGGAGGCAUCAACUUGGUCGUGUACUACGUUACGUCAGUCUUGGAGUAUAAUGUUGGACUGACUCGGAAGCUGAGUCUGCUGCUUGGAGGCGUGAUUCAAAUCAUGUUUGUGAUCGGCUCUUUUUACCCGACCUUCUUCUCCGACCGAUUUGGUCGUCGCCAGCCGAUGAUGUGGGGCUCAUUUGGACUUUUCAUCUCCAUGAUGAUGAUUUCAAUUCUGCUGUCGUUCAAAGGAACGUCUGUCGAAAAGCCCACUGCCUCCGCGUCGGUUGCCUUCUUCUUUCUUUUCAUGCUGAUCUUUGGCGCAUCGGUCAACUGUAUCCCAUGGGUAUACGGGCCGGAGAUUCUCCCACUACAUGUCCGAGCUAAGGGACAAGCAAUAGGUAUCUCCGCCAACUGGCUGUGGAACUUCUUUGUCGUGAUGAUCACUCCGACAUUGAUUGAGAAUCUGGCGUGGAAGGGAUACCUCAUUUUCAUGUGUUUGAAUCUGGUCUUUGUCCCAAUCGUUUAUUUCUUCUAUCCCGAAACAGCAAACCUCACUCUCGAGGAAAUCGACUUCAUCUUUACCGACCGUGCAAGGCUUCCACCCUUGCGUCCCCAUACCGAUUCCCAGGGAAAACCCACGGCUACACCUGUCGAAGCUAAGACCCGUAGCAGCAGCCCUGACGAAGUCCGGGAGGAAUUCGUGGAAAAGAGCAAGUGA